AUGGCCGAGUCGACGGUCUACCACCGAGGCGCCCACAGCGGCCUCGAGGAUGACGACGGCGACGCGCUGCUGCCGUACGACAACGCCAAGCCGGCCUUCGCCAUGGACAACGGCGUCACAAGCACGCUGCGCUCGGCGUACUCGUCGUUCGUCACAGCGCUGCUCUACAUUCCGUCGUUCGUGGGCUGCUGA
Molecule: messenger RNA, 192 nt
Organism: Saprolegnia diclina VS20
Lineage: Eukaryota; Oomycota; Saprolegniomycetes; Saprolegniales; Saprolegniaceae
Exons: 2
Coding region: 1-192 (63 amino acids)
Source: RefSeq, a predicted model, not a curated record